Orcinus orca (killer whale) is the source of this 8074-nucleotide messenger RNA. It is a transcript of the gene WASHC3, whose product is annotated as WASH complex subunit 3. Gene Ontology annotation, biological process: actin filament polymerization; exocytosis. Gene Ontology annotation, cellular component: WASH complex. NCBI's taxonomy places the organism in Eukaryota, Metazoa, Chordata, Mammalia, Artiodactyla, Delphinidae. Bases 106 to 747 code for a protein of 213 amino acids. The transcript is spliced from 7 exons. The record is from RefSeq and is a predicted model, not a curated record.
GGAGGCGGGGACUAGGGGAGGCUUUCGGAUGCUAUUACCGGGUUGGGCGGGCCGGGUCGGGGAGGGGUUUGUGGGUGAACCCUGGGUCCCCCGCCCGCUGAGGAGAUGGAUGAGGAUGGGCUUCCUCUCAUGGGGUCAGGCAUAGACCUGACUAAGGUGCCAGCUAUUCAACAGAAAAGAACGGUGGCAUUUCUAAACCAGUUUGUGGUGCAUACUGUACAGUUCCUCAACCGAUUUUCUACAGUUUGUGAGGAGAAACUGGCAGACCUUUCUCUUCGUAUCCAGCAAAUUGAAACAACUCUCAAUAUUUUAGAUGCAAAGUUGUCAUCUAUCCCAGGGCUAGAUGAUGUCACAUUUGAAGUAUCUCCUGUAAGUGUCACUAGGAUCACAAAUGAAACACAUUCUGAAACCACUUCAGAGCAAUCACAGCUGAACAGUUUACAAGACUCUGGACCACAGGAAAGUGAAGUAACACCAGAAAAUAUCUUAACUGUAGCCAAGGAUCCAAGAUAUGCCAGAUAUCUCAAAAUGGUUCAAGUGGGUGUUCCAGUCAUGGCAAUAAGAAACAAAAUGAUAUCAGAAGGACUAGACCCAGAUCUUCUUGAUAAAGAACAGACUUCUGGGGCUUCCCUGAUGGAGCAGUGGUUAAGAUUCCUCCUGCCAAUGCAGGGGACACGGGUUCGAGCCCUGGUCCAGGAAGAUCCCACAUGCCGCGGAGCCACCAAGCCCAUGUACCACAACUACUAAGGCUGCACUCUAGAGCCCGCGAGCCACAACUACUGACCCCGUGUGCCACAACUACUGAAGCCUGUGCACCUAGAGCCCGUGCUCUGCAGCAAGAGAAGCCACCACAAUGAGAAUCCCACACACUGCAACAGAGUAGCCCCCGCUCACCGCAACUAGAGAAAGCCUGCACGCAGCAACAAAGACCCAACACAGCCAAAAAUAAAUAAAUAAAAUAAAUAUAAAAAACAAAAAAAUAGAAAUAAAGAACAAACUUCUGAAAUUGAAAUUUAACUGGUCACACUCUUAAUAGUAGGAGGGUGCAGUUCGUAGCAUACUGAUUUGGCUAAAGAAAGCAAGUUACUUUGCAGGCUUUAAACAGAACCAGCUCAGCUGGCAUUUGUCCUGGACUUAUCUAUUCAAAGUACAUUUAUACCUUCCUCCCAGCCUGUGGAAUGACCAUGACUAUGGUUGCCAGAAAUAGAAGUAACCACCUCAGCCUACUUGUCACUGAGGCAAGAGGAGAUUCAUUAGUGUUAACCAAACAGAUACUGGAAAGCAAGAAAACUUUAUUUAAUUAUAUUUAAGGCAUAUCCAGCAGAUUUUCCUGCCCUCUAAUGGAAUACCUUAUCUGCCAAUGAUCUUCGUCUGUCUCCUGCUACAGAACAAUAUAAUGGAUUAAAGGUUGGGUUUUGGCUGGUUACGGAUAGAAUUGAUCUCAAUUCCCCGACUGAACAAUUCCAGAAAUAGGGGUUUUUUGUUUUUUUUGUCUUUAAUAUUUAUUUUAUUUAUUUAUUUGGCUGUACCGCGUCUUAGUUGUGGCAUGGGGUAUCUUCUUUGCAGCGUGCAGGAUCUUUAGCUGUGGCAUGGAGGAUCUUUAUUUGCAGCAUGCGGGAUGUUUUAGUUGCAACAUACGGGAUCUAGUUCCCUGACCUGGGAUUCAACCUGGGCCCCCUGCUUUGGGAGCGUGGAGUCUUAACCACUGGACCACCAGGGAAGUCCCCCAAAAUAGGUUUUUUUACUCGUUCCAUUUUUUUAGUUUUUGCUGAGCUGGGAUUCCAUUCAGGGUAAUUACCUUGACCACUGGCUGGCAGACUGACUAGAAAGUAUAGGACAGAAAAAAAACAAUGUCAGAAAAUUGUGAUGAGUCCACUGUUGGAGACCUUGAUCACAAGAGUAAGAAAUAAUAAAAAUAUCAAAGAGGUGGUGUUAAAAAGCAGUUAUGGGUCUUCCCUGGUGGCUCAGUGGUUAAGAACCUGCCUGCCAAUGCAGGGGACACGGGUUCGAGCCCUGGUCUGGGAAGAUCCCGCAUGCCGCGGAGCAACUAAGCCCAUGCACCACAACUACUGAGCCUGUGCUCUAGAGCCCACGAGCCACAACUACUGAGCCCGCGUGCCACAACUACUGAAGCCCACACGCCUAGAGCCCGUGCUCCGCAACGAGAAGCCAUCGCAAUGAGAAGCCCGUGCACCACAACGAAGAGUAGCCCCUGCUUGCUGUAACUAGAGAAAAAGCCCGCGCGCAGCAACAAAAGACCCAACGCAGACAAAACUAAAAUAAAUAAAUAUAUUUAAAAAAAGCAGUUGUGGUCUUCCAGUGUCUAGCAAGCAAGAGAUAGAGAGUUGUUGGAAGUAAAGAACCCCAAGAUAAACAGCAGAAACCCAUCUUACCUAGGAUGGCUGGCUUUCUUUUUCUUUAUGCUAUUAGACAUUACAUUGUUUCUCUGGCUCUGGGAAUCUGCCACAGAUUCCCACAAAGGGCGGGACAUACCUGUCUUGAUGGGCAUUCAGAAAUGGAAAGACCAAAGUAUGUGUAGUUUGAGUAAAUGUAAUGCUGAAGUAAGUCUUACUGGUUACUAUGUAACAUCAAAGUCAAAAUUGUCUUUUUUUUUUUUUAACUACCCCAAAUGUCUUUAUGUAGUCACUGCAAUCUCAGUUCAGGAAUUCAGUGUUUUGCUAUUUCCUUAAGACCACUUAUUGCCAUUGCAUAAAGCUCUGAGAACAACACUAAUUGACAAGUAUAAUGUGACGUUAAAACUUUGUAUGUGCUCUAGUUGAUAUUGAAAAGUGAUUUGAAUGAUAACUAUUGCACCCUCUCCCCACAAUCCUCCUACUCAGCAGUAGUUUUACUAACAAUGUUUUUGCCACUUAAUCUGCUUUACAUUCAACUGUUUUAAAUUUAAAGAAAAUUAAAAAUAUCUUUAAACUAUUUACCUACAUAAAUAAAUGUUUUUCCAAAGAAUGUUUAUGUUGUUUGGUGUCCUUAAAGUGGCUGUGGUUUUAAACACGAAUAUAAAUAUCUCUUUAAUGAAAACAAAUCAAACCAAUGAUAUUUGUAUUUUAAGACUCAGUUUAUGUACAGGAUCAGAAAAACUAACUCAAACUAGCUUAAGCAAAAAGGAAAGUUAUUGACUCACAAACCUAAGAAGUCUAAGUAGGACAGAAUCAGGGGCGCAGCACCAUCAGUACUGGCUGGCUGGCGUUCUCUCUCACCUGGCACCUCUGUCCACCUUUACUCCUUGGCAUAAUCAUCCACUUCUCUCCUACUGCUGAUGAGCUUCCUUUCCUCCUGGAAAACAAGGAACUAGCAAAUAAUAUUUGCUUUAUAUUUUAAAUAGCUAUAAUAUUGCUAGUUUUUGCCAACUGAAAGGAAAGAGAGCCCCUUUUCCAUAAUCCAAGGCUCAUUUCUGGGGAAGCAUUCUGAUUGUCAUGCUUGGGUAUGAGCACUCCCUUGAAUUGAUCUCUUUCCAGGUAAAGAGAUUCUUCUGACCUGCCAGGCCUGGAUUAUGUGACUGUAACAAAGAAAGAGUAUAAGGAAGGGAUGAGGGCAAUAGGGAUUGUGGUUGAUAGUCUUAUUUAUUCCCAUAAAUGGGAGAAAGGUGACAAAAUGCACACAGCAUCUGGUAUGCUAAAAAGUACUGAUUUGUAUAUGGUUAGUACUUCCUUCUUUCCUUUCCUUUCUAAAUUUUGGCUCACUUUUAGUUCAGGUCAACCUAGUAACUUCUUUGAAAAUACUUCUUUUUAAACAAAUUAAACUUAGUAAAGAGUUUAAAGUUGAACUUUAAAAAAUUUUGCUUUUACUAAGACUUUUAUUGAUAAUCUGGAUGCCACAAAUUAUAUAAAUAUGCUUAUUAAAAUGUAGCUACCAAGCUAGUGUUUUCUAUUGUAACUACUAAAGGUUGAGAUUUUAGAAAAAUAUACAUGAUAAAUCAUGAAUAUACUUAUGACUUUAUAUAUUUUUCUGCAUUUUGCUGAUGUACUCUUUUUUAGUGAUUCACUUAUAUGUUUAAACUAUUGAGAGGAUUAUGCAGUCUUCAUUUUCAGAUUUUAGUAAUGAAGUGUAGCCAGUAGUUUAAAGUAGCAACCUUUUUAAACAUAUCUUUAAAACUUCUUUCUAUGAAGAAAUUUACAACAAACAUUUCAUUCAUAUAUAUAUAUAUAUAUAUAUAUAUAUAUAUAUAUAUGGUCAAGCAAGAGCAAUUCUGAUCAUAACAUAAAAAGCCAAAUUUCUGUUCCCCCUAAGAAUAUGAAUAUCCAGUCUGGAAAUGAUGUUGUGAGUUCUAUUAUUAUAUUAACAUUUGUAAAGCUUUUUUUUUUUUUAAUGUAUUUAUUUAUGGCCGUGUUGGGUCUUCAUUUCUGUGCAAGGGCUUUCUCUAGUUGUGGCAAGCGGGGGUCACUCUUCAUCGCGGUGCGCAGGCCUCUCACUAUCGCGGCCUCUGUUGUUGCGGAGCACAGGCUCCAGAUGCGCAGGCUCAGUAAUUGUGGCUCACGGGCCCAGCCGCUCCACGGCAUGUGGGAUCUUCCCAGACCAGGGCUCGAACCCAUGUCCCCUGCAUUGGCAGGCAGACUCUCAACCACUGCGCCACCAGGGAAGCCCUGUAAAGCUUUUAAAAGUUAUAAAAUGCUUUCAUGUAUUACCUCAUUUGAGUCUCAUGAUUUUUGAAGUUUUUCUCUUUUAUGUACAAAAGGAACUCUAGUGUGUAGCUUUUCUUUUGUUUUCAUAGCAAUUCCAAUUCAAAAUAGCUUUAAAUUUCUUUUCUUUUAUUUAUUUAUUUUUGGCUGCUUUGGGUCUUCAUUGCUGUGCAUGGGCUUUCUCUAGUUGCAGUGAGUGGGGGCUGCUCUUCAUUGUGGUGCAUGGGCUUCUCAUUGUGGUGGCUUCUCUUGUUGCAGAGCACGGACUCUAGGUGUGUGGGCUUCAGUAGUUGCGGUGCACAGGCUCAGUAGUUGUGGCGCACGGGCUUAGUUGCUCCGCAGCAUGUGGGAUCUUCCCGGACCAGGGGUCGAACCCGUGUUCCCUGCAUUGGCAGACGGUUCUUAACCGCUGCAUCACUAGGGAAGCCCUAAAUUUAUUUUAAAAUGAAUGAGGGCAAACAAAAGUAUUGGUGAGAAUAUGAACCUUGUGCACUGUGGGUGGGAGUGUAAAAUGAUGUAACUGCUAUGGAAAGCAGUAUGGCAAUUUCUCCAAAAAUUAAGCAUAGAAUUACCAUAUGAUCCAGCAAUUCCACUUCUGGUUAUAUACCCAAAAGAAGUGAAAGCAGGGACUCAAACAGAUACUUGUAUACUUGUGUUCAUAGCAGCAUUUUUCACAAUUGCCCAAAGGUGGAAACAACCCAGAUGUCCAUCCACAAGUGAAUGGGUAAACAAAACGUAGUAUGUGCAUACAAUGGAGUAUUAGUCAUCCUUAAACUGGAAGGAAAUUCUGAUACAUGCUGCAACAUGGAUGAAUCUUAAAGACAUGAUAAAUGAAAUAAGCCAGUCACAAAAAGACAAAUAUUACAUGAUUCUACUUAUAUGAGGUACUCAGACAAAUUCAUAGAGACAGAAAGUAAUGGAGUGGUUGUCAGGGGCUGGAAGGAAAGAGAAAUGAGGAGUUAUCAUUUAAUUGGUACAGAGUUUCAGUUUUGCAAGAUGGAAAGAAUUCUGUAGGUGGAUAGUGGUGAUGAUUGCACAACACUGUGAGUAUACUCAACACUACUGAACUGUACACUUUAAAAUGGUUAAGUUGGUAAAUUUUAUGUUAUGUCUGUCAUACCACAAUAAAAGAAAAAAAUGAAUGAGGACAGAGAAUAACAAGUGUUGACAAGGAUAUGGAGAAAUUUUAACCCUCAUAUUCUGCUGGUGGAAAUGUAAAAUGGUGCAUCCACUGUGGUAAAAAGUUUGACUGUUCCUCCGAAAGUUAUACAUGGAGCUACCAUAUGACCCAGCAGUUCCACUCCUAGGUUUAUACUUGAGUAUUGAAAACAUACAUUCACACAAAAACUUGUACACAGGGCUUCCCUGGUGGCGCAGUGGUUGAGAGUCCACCUGCCGAUGCAGGAGACACGGAUUCGUGCCCCGGUCCGGGAGGAUCCCAUAUGCCAUGGAGCGGCUGGGCCUGUGAGCCAUGGCCGCUGAGCCUGCGCGUCCGGCGCCCGUGCUCUGCAACGGGAGAGGCCACAGCAGUGAGAGGCCCGUGUACCGCCAAAAAAAAAAAAAAACUUGUACACGGAUGUUCCUAGCAGCAUUAUUCAUAACAUCCAAAAAGUAGAAAUAACCUAAAUGUUCAUCAACUGAUGAAUGGAUAAGCAAAAUGUGGUAUAUCCAUGCAAUGGAAUAAUAUUGAGCCAUAAAAAGGAAUGAAGUACUGAUAAAUGCUACAACAUGGGUGAACCUUGAAAACAUUAUGCUAAGUGAAAGAAGCCAGACACAAAGGCUGAAUAUCCUUGAUCCUAUUUAUAUGAAAUGUCCUGAAUAGGCAAAUCCAUAGACACAGAAAAGUUGAUUCAUGGUUGUCAGAGGAUGAGGGUAAAAGGAAAUGGAGAGUGUCUGCUAAUUGGUUUUGGGUUUCUUUUUGGAGUAAUGAAAAUGUUCUGGAAUUAGAUAGUGGUAAUGUUUUCACAACCUUGUGAAUAUACUAAGAAACACUAAUUUGUACAGUUUUAAAUGGUGAAUUUUAUGGUAUGUGAAUUAUACCUCAAUUAAAAAAUAAGUGACUACUUAAGUGUCCAUCAACAGAUGGUUAAAGAAGAUGUGGUAUAUAUGUCCAAUGGAAUACUACUAAACCGUACAGAAGAAUGAAAUUUUGCCAUUUAGAUGGACUUGGAGGGCAUUAUGCUAAGUGAAAUAAGUCAGGCAGAGAAAGACCAAUACUGUCUGAUCUCACUUAUACCUGGAAUCUAAAAACACAACAGACUAGUGAGUAUAACAAUAAAGAAGCAAACACAGUUAUAGAGAACAAACGAGUAGUUACCAGUGGAGAGAGAGAAGGGGGAGGGACAAUAUAGAGGUAGGGGAUUGAAAGGUACAAACUAUUACAUAUGACAUAAAUAAGCUACAAGGAUAUAUUGUACAGCACAGGGUAUAUAGCCAAUAGUUUAUAAUAGCUAUAAAUGGAGUAUAACCUUUAAAAAUUGUGCAUCACUCCAUUGUACACCUGUAACUUAUAUAAUACUGUACAUAAACUAUACUUCAAAAAAAACGAGGGCUUCCCUGGUGGCGCAGUGGUUGAGAGUCCGCCUGCCGAUGCAGGGAACACGGGUUCGUGCCCCGGUCCGGGAAGAUCCCACAUGCCGCGGAGCGGCUGGGCCCGUGCACCAUGGCCACUGAGCCUGCGCGUCCAGAGCCUGUGCUCCGCAACGGGAGAGGCUGCAACAGUGAGAGACCCACGUACUGCAAAACAAACAAACAAACAAAAAAACCCGAAAUGACUACUUAAGAUUCCUAAACUUAGUUGUGUAAUUUCAGUGAAAGCUUACAUUUCAUAUAACUUUUCCCCACCCUCCACCUAUUGCCCCUGCAUGACCUAAUCUCAUCUACUGUUGUACCCCAGUUACUUUACACCCUAGCUACUGAAAAACUUACAUGUCCCAAAUGUACUGUGUUGCACCAUUCCCAUUUUUUUCUUUACUCAGGAUACUCUCAUCCCCACUUACUCCCACAUUUUCUGUUUCUGCCAAAUUCACACUCAUCCCACACACCUUCACAAGUGUCUCCACCUCUCUGGAGUCUUCUGUGACCAACCCUAGUAGAGUGAAUUACCUUUUCUUUUCAAACAAGUGUAGUUAGUACAAUUAUAUUUUUGUGUGUCACACUGUGUAACAAUAAUUUGUUUGCAUUUCUGUCUCCCCCACUAAAUUACCAGCUUCCUCAGAGCAGUAAGUGCUUGUUAUUCAUCUCUGUACCUCCAGCACCUAACACAGUUCUUGGCAAGUAGUAGGUGCAUGAUAGAUGAGAAUAAUAAUAAUAGAUAACCUUUAUUUAAUAUACUUACUAUGUGCCACAUAUUACUAGUAUACUUUACAUUUAAUAAUUCAUCUUAAUCAUCACAACAAUCCCAUCAGUGAGUUGGGUACACAGUGUGGUUAAAUAGCUUC